Messenger RNA from Atta colombica, 4803 nucleotides. RefSeq lists its product as uncharacterized. Lineage: Eukaryota; Metazoa; Arthropoda; Insecta; Hymenoptera; Formicidae. Gene Ontology annotation, biological process: proteolysis. Gene Ontology annotation, molecular function: serine-type endopeptidase activity; protein binding. Bases 1 to 4803 code for a protein of 1600 amino acids. The transcript is spliced from 21 exons. The record is from RefSeq and is a predicted model, not a curated record.
AUGAUUGCAUUAAUUACAACGAUCCUCGGAUUUAGUAGGAUACAUGUUAUCGCAGAAGAGAAUAGCCAAGUGUAUUCAUCAUUGACAUUUAUUUGUGUGGACGGCACCGUAAUGCCAUUAGUGAAUGUUUGCGAUGGUAUCCCUCAUUGUCCGGACUCGUCGGACGAAAUCGGAACACUUUGCCGUCAUGUUGUGUGUCCCACUUAUAUGUACAGAUGCAAUUACGGUGCCUGCGUGAGUCGUAUUGCGCGAUGCAAUGGUCUGGUAGAUUGUAUAGACGCUAGCGAUGAAAUCGCUUGUGACCGAGGCGCUAAUGAUAUUUGUUUUGACAGAGAUUUCCAAUGUUCUACUGUUUAUCAAGAGUGCAUACCUUUCGCCGAGGUGUGCAAUGGCUACAAAGAUUGUUCAGAUGGGAGCGAUGAGAAUGCGACAUUCUGUCGCGAAUAUACAUGUCCUGAGUAUACAUUCCGUUGUUCGUACGGAGGUUGCGUUCAUCAGGAAGUGGUUUGCGACGGUGUGAAGGAUUGCGUCGACGGCACCGACGAAGACUCGAGUACAUGCGCGGCUGUCAAUUGUGAGGAUCACGAAUGUUCGCAAUACGAAUGCCGAGAUCAAGAAUUCACAUGCGAGAAUAGACGGCAAUGUUUACCGAUGACUAAAGUGUGCGAUGGUAUUCGACACUGCGCAGAUGCGUCUGAUGAAAGUGCAAAAUUGUGCGAAGUAUAUGAAUGUCCUGAAAAUUGGUUUCGUUGCGCUUAUGGCGGAUGCAUUCGGCCGGAGUUGAAGUGUAAUUCUCAACUUAAUUGUCACGAUUGGAGCGACGAGGAUGAGUCGUUAUGUGGGAUAACGUUGUCAGAAGGUGCCUGUCGAUUGCCCGCCGCAAAAGCAGGGACCCAUUACAACGUAAGCGGAUGCUCCAGAUGUCGACCGGGAGAAGUCGUUCCCGAGCUCACUCGCCUUGACUAUGUCUGUGACGUCGAAGGCUUCUUGCAAGGUGCCAGUGAAAUUUACUGUCAAAAUAACCGAUGGUUUCCCAAUGUCCCGAGUUGUACCUUCAAGAAUGAGACGAAAGGAAUAACGUGUCCAACACCGUUUGAAGCGCAUAAUGCGAUUAGACAAUGCGAGGCGAUGUGGGGUCCUCACAAAGGGUGGUUGUCUUGUGACCAGGCCCUCCCAGUCACGGCAGCACUAAUUGUAAAGGGUUGGAGUGUUGAAAAAGAAGAGACACUACCAUGGCAAGCCACUCUUUUUUCACAUGAGGAUGGUCAGUGGAGUUUCUUUUGCGGCGGCACAUUGAUAGCAGAACGCGUUGUGUUAACUGCAGGUCAUUGCGUUUGGAAGACUGCUGCAGAUACGAUACGUGUUGCUUUCGGGAUUCUCUCGAGUGACUUAAAUCAAAUAGGGGAAAACGCGCAAGUGAUCGAUGUGGAAAGCAUCAAAUUGCAGAAUGCGUAUCAAGAUUAUGAAAGUAAUUAUGGUUCGGAUAUCGCGUUGCUGAUUUUGAAAAAAGUUGUGACUAUUAAUAUGGUCGUUGGACCAGUUUGCAUUCCUUGGAAUUCUGAUUCGAUAUUACUGGAAUAUCAACGAAACAGUGGUCUUGGACUAGUUGCCGGCAUGGGGUUAACGGAGAACAACACAUUUAGUUCAGUCUUGAGGGUAACUACAGUAAAAAUCAUUUCCGACGAUGAGUGUCGUAAAAACCAAAAUAGAGAUUUCCGAAAAUAUUUGACUUACACUUCCUUUUGCGCCGGAUGGGCGAAUGGUACUGGAGUAUGCAAUGGAGAUAGCGGUGGAGGUUUGGUGCUUCAGCGACCGAAUUCCAGUGUCUGGGAAAUUCACGGAGUUGUUUCUGUGAGCCCACGAAAACUGGGUACCAACGUAUGUGAUCCGAAUUUCUAUGCUGUUUUCACAAAGAAUUUUCAAAUAAAAACUCAGAAAAGUGGAAUACGAGUGAAUCCUGGAUUAAGUAUAAUAACAUAUGUGACUUACACGUUUAAAAGAAUGACUAAACGCAUAAUUCCGAAUGUAAUAAUUCCGAUUGAAAUCAAUGGAAAGAUUUUCGAUUAUCAAGUAAUAUCUAACUUUGCCACCGAACAUAUCAACAUCGAACCGAAGUCAGUUGACUUUGGUAUUAUCGAUAUUGGCUAUAUCGGUUUAAAAAUAUUAACAAUCCAUAACGAAGGAAACAAAAGUACCAGGAUUAAGUCUACUCCAAAUAUACGCGUUCCCAUCAAAGUGCGUGUAAUCGAGCCGAAAUUAGUAGUUUAUCAUCCGAAUACGACUGGAGAUUUUACCCUCAUAGAUUUUCCACCUACGAUAGAAAAUACCUGUAGGCACGAUACUUUUGUCCUGCGUAAUCUUUCGUCUCGAGCAUCCAGUUAUGUUGUUCUUGGUGAAAUUGAUAACGAAGUAAAAUGCAUUCCGGAUAUCGAUCGCAAGCAACAUCCGAUUUAUAAUAUCUUUGAAAUUCAUCCGUUUGAAGGGCGAUUAGAUCCAUUUCAAGGUAUCAUUUUUGAAGUAAAAUUUUCACCAAUAAAUAUAUUAUCGCAACGAAGAAAAGAGCAGGAGCAAAAGCAAUGGAGAAAGUGUGAAACUAAAUAUCCAAAUCAGAAGAAUAGAGAUUUCAUGCAAUUUAUUAGAAUAGUCAGGGUACAUUAUAUCGAAUCGGAAAAUAUCAUCAAAGACUCAAUGGAAACUUCAUCCAUGUUAAUGCCUUACAUAUCAAGUAUUGAUUCAAAAAUCUAUGACAUAAAGCUUUAUCUUUACGGUGAAGUGGAACCGAUACAAGUACAUUUUGAACCUGAUACUCUUUAUUUUGGAGACCUAAUUGUCGGCCAGAUAGCGCAGCGCGUGCUUCGUCUGACAAAUCCUUCUGCUGUUGUACCGAUAUAUUUAGAAUGUGCGCCAAAUGCAGCUGUACGCUGCUAUCCGAAGUGGGUGAAACUUAUGCCUAAAACGUCGAUCGAAGUUCUUGUUAAAAUUUGCGGCAAAGAAAGCAUUGAAUCUUCCUUCAAAUUGCUCUUUAAUGUCGCAGCAGAUUCUUAUGAUUCGACUGUAUCAAGACGAUGUUUCAGUAGAAUAAAAGUUGGAAGUUACUUUAUUGUAUGUACGGUGAAUAUUAUUUUCAAGUCCAAAAAGGGACUUUUAAGUGAUUCAAUGAUCUUACAACCAGGCUCGACGAUGACCAAAUUAAUCGAGUAUUUUGCGGACAAAGUUUGCGGCAAGUUUACUGGAUCUAUCAAUUAUGUGAUUAAUCAUAAUCACUCUUUCGAGUUUAAUAUUACUGCUUGCAUUAUUCGCAAACAAUUGUGUAUCGAUAAAAGAGAGAUCGAACUUGUGAAAGAACAGUCGAGAGAAAUUUAUCAACCAAUAGCUUCUAUUGUUCGAAUUAUAAAUAAAUUGAACGCGAAAAUAUACUUCAGGUGGGAAAUACCAGCGACGUCUAGAUUCUAUAUAGAACCGGAAUUCGGUUCCGUGCGGGGUAAUGCUACUUUACACGCUUACGUGCACUACGAAUACAAUAACAUGAAGGAUAAUUCGAACAUUCAAGCGAUGAUGAUAUGCGAGAGCGGAAGUCGCGUGUCUCUGCGACUUAGCGCAUCGCAAUUUGUGCCGAAGGUUGAAUUCGUAAAUGAUAACGCGAAUCUCGGGGAAAUACCUCUCAAUUUGCCAACGAAGGUGAUUGCCGUUCUUCAAAACUUUGAAUUUAAUGAGGUGACGUAUGAGGUGGAUAGCGCUUCAUUGAUACGCGGUUGCAAUGUUAAACCACUGCGAGGGAAAAUAUCUCCGCGCGGUAUUGCAAUUCUUGAGAUAUACCUUACAUUCGACGUUUGCUGUCGCUUUACUAUCGUAAUUGCCGUUACGAUUGAAGGACGCCUACAGUUACUGUAUAAAAUAAAUGGCAAUGUGUCAUUUCCGCGAUUGAGACUCGUGCCGCAACGAAUAGACAUAAAACGCCUCAGAAUCGGUGCUCUUCAAACUCAUCAGAUAACAGCCACGAACAUUGGGACAACGUUGUUGAAACUCCAGGUUUUGUUGGAAGAGUAUCCCGAGUUUCGCAUUUCUCUGUCGGCAAAUGACAAGAGUUCGGAAAUAGGUACGGAAGGGAUAACCAUCGCCCCAGAUACAAGUCAAAACCUCUAUUUGCACUUUCAACCAGUCGAUUUAGCCAGUUGUUCUUUCUAUCUGCCGAUUGUGAUAAAUGAGCUGCUUGGUCCAGUAUCGAUGUUGAAUUCCAAGAGCACUCGACCAGCAGAAAUUUUGAAAUUGCAUGAAGCUCAUUACAUGCAUUUAUCAGGUUUUUCCAUGACGACGUUACCUGAUAAACUACCGACUGUAUCUAUCGAUUAUACCGUGGCUGACCGCAUUAUUUUCUUCAGCAAACUUUUGUUUCGAUUCAACACUUUGACUAACGAAAUAAAUUCGAUUUGGCAAAAGUCAGUCAACGAUCGCAUCGUUGUCCAAUGGGCAGCUCAAGGAGAAUGCGUUUGCUCAAAUCAGCGAAGUGACGUAAGAGCUUGUCCGUUUAAUAUCAGCAUACCUAUACCAUCCUGUAACGUUCAAUUUCGGAGAUGUGUAAUUGAAAUGUUUAAAAAAACUCUCGAACCGCGAGAACAUCUAUUCUGGUCCAAAUACUCGAAUACCUAUAUCGAGCUACAAUUAAUAAAGUGGUUGAUGAGAAGUGAUUUUGCAGCUCUCGAAUUUAUGCAUGUUUUUAACACCACAGUGACAUAUAAAGUUACAAUUUCGGAUAAAUCAAGUCCUCUUAUUUUACCAGAAUGUUUUACUAUACAAGGUAAAUAA